AUGGGAUUGGACUGGACUGGAUUACUUCCUAGUGUAGUCCCAUGUUUGGUCCGUGCUGGGACUAAGUUAAAUGAGAUUAAAGGGGAUUCGCGUGGACUAUCGGCCUCGCUAGAAGUUCUUGGCGAGACCCUCCCCCAACCAUGGGACUCGCUAAGACCUUCUUUGCUUUGCUCUUUCCGCUUGGCGCUUGGUCCCUUCCGCUUCGCCCCUCCCAUCUACUUCUUCUUCCCUACUCUUAUCUACUUUUUCCCCACAGCUUGCAUACAGACAAAGAGAGAGAAAGAGAAGAAGGAGAAGAAGAAGAGCCGCAUAAAGAGGGCAAAGGGGAAAAGGUUUUGUUAUGGGCUACUGGGUGAGAAGAAGAUGGAGAAUCUAGGGCAAGCAAGGACAGCGGUCAUCAAUGGAUCUAAAGUCGAACUGGGUGACCUCGAAGAUAACUUCAUGGGUAUGUUUAAUUUUUGUUUUGGUGAAAUGGGUAUGUUUUGAAUAGUUGUUUUCAUGUUUGAUUACUGUUUUUUCAGUGUUUUAUGCAUUUUGGUUGUCAGAUUUUUGGUAGUUGAUGAAUCCAAUGUUGGGAAAUCGAAAGUGAACUGUGUUCGCCAAAUUCUCCAAGAAUUGCUUAAAUUUAGCUUUGUAUCUCGAUUUUUCGAUUGUGUUCUACCACAAAGAUUGUCAAUUUUGUGUGUAAUUUUUUGUCUGUUUUGUCUGUAAUUUUAGUUUUCUUGAGUCAGUAGUGGCUAAGUGGUACGAGCGGGUGGUAGGUGAUUAGCGCCGUUGAAAUUGUUUAUGUACUUUGCAAUGGCAUUAGUCUGGUGUACUGAGCUGCAAAUUUUGAUUAGAAAUGUAGUAUGAAAGACAGAAUUGUGUGUAUCAGCAUGCUCGUCUAUUUCCUAUCAAGUGUUCUUCCUAAUGUUAUUACUUUGUGAA
Malus domestica (apple) is the source of this 927-nucleotide messenger RNA. NCBI's taxonomy places the organism in Eukaryota, Viridiplantae, Streptophyta, Magnoliopsida, Rosales, Rosaceae. The record is from RefSeq and is a predicted model, not a curated record.